Molecule: messenger RNA, 2037 nt
Organism: Frankliniella occidentalis (western flower thrips)
Lineage: Eukaryota; Metazoa; Arthropoda; Insecta; Thysanoptera; Thripidae
Product: UDP-glycosyltransferase UGT5
Exons: 7
Coding region: 301-1926 (541 amino acids)
Molecular function (GO): UDP-glycosyltransferase activity
Source: RefSeq, a predicted model, not a curated record
AGCGCCAGCCGGCGCCGAACCGUUUUGACCUUGAGCCGGUAGUUGAGGCUGGAUUCGAGAGUCGAGUGUGCCACUAGGGACUACGGCCAAUACACAACUGGUCGUCGUAGUGUCGUCAGGCAGGCGCGGCGCCAAGCGAAGCCCCAGAGCCAAGCGCGACGAACUGCCGCAUUCAACGGGCUUGCCCUAGAAGAAGGGCUCCCGUGUUCCUCUGUUGUCAGUUGGUUGAGGACCGGAGGACGUACCGGACAGUGCGAAGUGUCAACAACUUCUGGCUCACUUUCUGACAGCGAACGCAGUAUGGCUAGCAACAAAUCUCGUUGGUGCCUGGCGCUGGCCGUCGUCGUCGCGCUGGUGCUCUGCCUCGGUGCGCCUGGCGUUGACUCCGCCCGCAUCCUGGUGGUCAUCGCCAUGCCCGCUCCCAGCCACCUGAUCGUGUUCACGGCUCUGACGCGCGCCCUCGCUGACCGGGGCCACCAAAUCACCCUGGUGUGCCCGUCCCCGAAGACCGACAAGCUUCUACCCACACACAACCAUCAUAUAGUGUCCGUUCAGAACUCCACCGUCAUGGACUUCAAGCUCAAGUCCGUCAAGAAGUUCAUGACGGGCGACAAGCAGGACCUCAUCUCGUCCAUGAUUUCGUUCUUUAACUGGGGCCCUCAGCUGGUCCGCGCCACCCUGCUGCACCCGAACUUUAAAGCUGAGGUGGACACACCCAACCAGAAGUUCGACCUGGUCAUCACGGAGGCCUUCUUCAUCCAGGAGGCCAUGAUAGCGCUCGGUCACAAGUUCAACGCCCCAGUUAUCGCCCUCAAUCCGUUCGGUGCGUCACCCCAGAUCAACCAAUUCAUGGGCAACUCCAUCAAUCCCGCGUGGGUCCCUAAUUUGUUCCUCGGUUUCGGUGGACAUUUAACCUUCAGCGAGCGCGUCAUCAACACUGUUGCGUCGACGGGCAUGGACCUCGUGUACAAGUUCCUGCAGUUUCCUCAGCAGCAGGCGCUUGUCUCGGAGCUCUUCCCCAGCGCACCCCCUCUGACGGAUUUGCUUCGCAACCAACUGGCUCUCGUCCUGGUCAACAACCACCACUCGCUGAGCUUCCCCGUGCCGAUGUCGCCCGGCGUCGUGGAGGUUGGCGGGAUGCACAUCACCAAGAAGCCCAAGCCCCUGCCCAAGGACCUCAAGGACCUGAUGGACGGCGCCAAGGACGGCGUCGUGUACUUCAGCAUGGGCUCCAACUUGGCGAUGGAGUACAUGCCCAAGCAGAAGACGGAGGCCAUCUUCGGCGCGCUGGGCUCUAUCAAGCAGCGCGUGCUUUUGAAGUGGGACGGCCCCGUCCCGGACACGGGCGUGCCCUCCAACAUCCACAUCAUCAAGUGGGCGCCUCAGUCCGACGUAUUAGCACACCCCAACCUGCGCGUGUUCGUGACCCACGGUGGGCUGCUCAGCACCCAGGAGGCCGUGUACCACGGCGUGCCCCUCGUCGGGAUCCCCGUGUUCGCCGACCAGGACUUCAACAUGCGGCUGGCCACCAGGAAGGGCUUCUGCGAGCAGGUCGACUUCGCCACCUUGACGCAGGAGGGGCUGAGCAGCGCUCUGCAGAAGGUGCUCGGCAGCCCCAGCUACAAGGAGGCCGCGUCCCUGUUGUCGCGCCUGUUCCGGUCCAAGCCCACCGAGCCCGCGGACCUGGCCGUGUUCUGGGUGGAGCACGUCCUGGAGCACGGCGGCGCACACCUGCGGCCCUCCAACGUGGACCUGUCGCUAUACCAGCUGCUGCUCGUCGACGUGAUCCUGGCCCUGCUGGUGCCACUCGUCCUCGCCAUCCUCAUUCUGCGCGCCAUAUUCAGGUGGUGCUGCUGUCGCUCAAAGAAGGGUUCGAGUGCGAGCGGACAGCCAUCCAAGGCAGCAAAGGCCAAGAAAACCAACUAGUCUGUACGGCAUUGCCGGCGUCCCUGAUCUGUUUUAAGUUAAGUUUUUCUACUCAAUUGUUAUAUUUGUUGUUUUUUUUCAUAAAAUACAGUAUUACAAUUUUUACACCUG